AUGAAAUGCAAUGAAUUCGAAAAAAAUAAACCUCGCCAUCACAUGAACCUGGACAAUUUGGAUAUAGCAUUACACGAUUUGGGUAUGUUGAGUGCAAUAACCGAAGCGCGGCGUGAAUUUUUAAGAGAAUCUAAAUCUAAUUUGGGCGUGAUGCGGCUGAACACGCGGUACGUGUCCAACGUCACUGUGGGGUAUUGUAUGAAAAGAAGCACAAACAAAAACAGACUUUGCCCGUACGUUUUACCCGUGAGACACAGAACAAAGAGUGAAAACUCAGACGCCAUCGGCUGUGAUGUAAACGAUAGCAGCUGUGAUUUCAAACAUAAUUUGCUGGACCAUCAACCAUCUACCAGUACCUGUAUGAGAGAGAAUAUUGAUAUUAAAAGCCCUGCAAAGCGGUGCCAGUCACUGGAAAACUUAAACCUCACUGUGGAGUGUCCGCCAAAGGUUGAAAUUUCUCCUGAUAUGGAUUGUGUAUCCACUAGAAUCCAGAAGUUGCAAGUUGACGAA
This is a messenger RNA of Brenthis ino (lesser marbled fritillary), 510 nucleotides long. Lineage: Eukaryota; Metazoa; Arthropoda; Insecta; Lepidoptera; Nymphalidae. The record is from the annotation of a GenBank genome assembly.